Messenger RNA from Ananas comosus (pineapple), 1869 nucleotides. Its product is annotated as protein O-linked-mannose beta-1,4-N-acetylglucosaminyltransferase 2-like. Lineage: Eukaryota; Viridiplantae; Streptophyta; Magnoliopsida; Poales; Bromeliaceae. The coding region runs from base 333 to 1700 and encodes 455 amino acids. The transcript has 3 exons. The record is from RefSeq and is a predicted model, not a curated record. Gene Ontology annotation, molecular function: glycosyltransferase activity.
UAAAUUUCCCCAUCAUGAUGAAUUGUAGACGAAUAUUUUUGUUGUGCUUUUUCCAAGAAUCUGUUAUAUGAAGUAGGACGAUUGUACUGUUAUAGGAAGUUAGAUGUGCACUUCCGACUAUAUAUAUAUAGUUUGAAUUAUUAGCUAAGUACAUAAGAGAAUCAUUAAUCGAACAUGUGGAAAAUAUUUCCUCUUCCAAAGUCAUUAGAAGAAACAAACAUGCUAAGGAAUAUAUACUACAACAUCUCCGCGGCGGUCGAAGAGAGUUUGAAAAAGUGGUGGUGAGAUCGAUCGAUCGAGAAGGUACGUAUCGAGAAAGUUAGGGUUCGGGAAUGACGAAGAGCUUGGCUCGAAGCUUGUCGAAGAGCCAUGUCGGCGCGGGGUUUCUCGUGGGCUUCUUCCUGGUCUUGCUCGCCUACUUCACCGUGUCGGAGCAGUUUGCGAUCCGCGCUCUAAAUCUUUUUUCACAACGAUCGACGGAACAUGAAGUUGUAUCAACUCCAUCUGCAAAGGAUGUAGAGCAAGGUAGAGGCGCCGAAAAAUCCAACCAACUGGUAGAACUGAAGCCGAUCUGCGACACGUCGAAUCCAGACUUUUGCGACAUCACCGGCGACACUCGAAUCCUGGGAAGCAACUCGACGGUCUUUUAUGUCCCUCCCCCCAAAAUCACCAAUCCUGAACCUCAAGAGUGGAAAACCCGAGUACGAACUCACAAGCACCUUAAGUUGAUCGAAUUCGUGACAAUAAAAUCAUUACGCGGUCCGUCCGAAGCCCCUCCUUGUACGGUCCGGCACGAUGUCCCCGCGGUCGUGUUCGAGCUAAGUGUCCAGAUUGGGAACAUCUGGCACGACUUCAACAACGUGAUCAUCCCCCUCUAUCUCACUUCUCGUCGGUUCAACGGCGAGGUUCAAUUCCUCAUAACCAAUCUCAAACCUUGGUUUCUCAAAAAGUAUAGCGUGAUACUCAAGAAGCUCUCAAGGUAUGAAAUUAUCGAUUUUUCUAGCGAUAAGGAGAUCCGUUGCUACCCGCGUGCCCUUGUCGGCCUUCGGAGGCAUCGUGAUUUCGGGAUCUUACCCAAUUUGCCUCCAAAAGGGUACACAAUGCUUGACUUCCGGUUGUUCAUUCGAGAAGCUUACUCGCUUCCAAAAGAUGUACCAAUAAGUUAUCGAGAUAAGCCGGAAAAGAAACCACGACUGAUGCUCAUAAAUAGGGGGGAAACCAGAAGGUUGUUGAAUAUAGAGGAAGUCGUGAAAUCGGCCGAGGAGUUAGGGUUUGAGGUGGUGGUCGUCGAGCCAAAGAGAGACCUAAACGUGACGGAAAUCGCAAAGGUGGUGGACUCAUUCGACGCGCUGAUGGGGGUGCACGGGGCCGGGCUAGCUAACAUCGUUUUCCUCAGAACGAACGCCGCCAUGAUCCAAGUGGUGCCCUACGGGAAAUUGGAGCCCAUUGCCGAGAGCUGCUACGGUUGGCCUGCGAGGGAAAUGAAAUUGCGAGAUGUCGAGUACACGAUUAGCUUGGAGGAGAGCACAUUGUUGGAGAGACUCGGGAGAGAUCACCCCGCGAUCAAGGAUCCGGAUUCAAUUCACAGGAGUGGGUUGAAAAAAGUGAGGGAGUUCUACAAGCUCAACCAAGAUGUGAAGCUAAAUGUCACAAGAUUUGCUCCCACACUAUUGAAGGCUCUUGAGCUUCUUCACAAAUAGCGGGUGUAAGGAAAGUAUUCGAAACAACUGCUUAACUUUUAAAUAUUCUUAUUAUUUAAUAUUUUAAUUUGUUUAAUUCGCGCGAUUUGAUGUUUUUUUUAUUGCAUAUGCGUCUGUGUUUAUUAAAGGAAUGGCACGAGAAACUUUACCGGAAAAGAUGUUUAGAAAU